Molecule: messenger RNA, 2355 nt
Organism: Poecilia reticulata (guppy)
Lineage: Eukaryota; Metazoa; Chordata; Actinopteri; Cyprinodontiformes; Poeciliidae
Gene: gfra4a
Product: GDNF family receptor alpha 4a
Biological process (GO): nervous system development
Cellular component (GO): signaling receptor complex; external side of plasma membrane
Molecular function (GO): signaling receptor activity
Source: RefSeq, a predicted model, not a curated record
CCCCACACACCCAGCAGCGAGGAUCACACGGGCUGACUCUCAGGUCGGAAAGCGCAAAAGAAGAAGAAGAACAAGAAGAAGAAGAAGAACAAGAAGAAGAAGAAGAAAAGGGGGGAAUCGGAGAAAAAAACCGACGCGCCAGUGAUUCAGUGAUUCAUCCGCAGUUUCCAGGCUGCGCGCAGGUGGAGGCGCAGAGGAGAGCAAACAGCCGCUCGGGACGGAUCGGAUGAAGCAGUCAGGGAUGUUCAAUAGGCGCAAGAUUUGAAACGACAUAUCAUUUUUUAAAUAUAUAUAUAUAUAUUUCUUAUUUUUUAUAUAUAUAUAUAAAUUUCCCAGCAUCUUUAUUGUGAAUUUCGGAGCUACAAUCGCCUUCCGGACAGGAAAUAAUAAUAAAUUUAAAAAAAACAAGAAAAAAAGUUUUGACUCCUUUAAAGAAAAAAAAAGAAAAGAUGCUGCUCAGCUCCGCUGCUGUUUUUUCACGUACUGCUGUGGAUUUCAGCGUCAGCGUAAGUGGCCAGUCAUCACUUGAGAAAUAGCUGCGAUUCUUUCGCUCUUUAAUUUCGGUGCCAAUUACAGCAGAAGGAGGGAAGCCCUGUUGAUUUUAUUCUCAUUUUUAUUAUUCCCAUUAUUCUUUUUUUUUUAAAUUACUAUUAUCCUCAUCGCGGCACAACGCCUGUCUCCUUGGCCGGGAUUUGCAUCCAUCUGAAUCUCUCCGUUAUGGACUUCCUCGGACUGUACUUUCUUCAUCUGGCUCUCAUCGGAGUCCCACACGCGGUUCUCUCCGCAGGCGGGAGGGACUGCCUGCACGCCGGAGACACCUGCUCCAGCGAUGACACCUGCAGCCCACGACUGCGCACCCUCAGGCAGUGCGUGGCGGGAGACGGCAGCAUGAAGCUGGGGCCCGGGGCGCGGAGCCAGUGCGAGAACGCCAUGACGGCGCUGCUGUCCACCCCUCUGCAUGGCUGCCAGUGCAAGCGAGGGAUGAAGAGAGAGAAGAACUGCCUGAGCAUUUACUGGAGCCUUCACCAGUCGGUGCUGCACGGACUGAGUCUGGUGGAGAGCUACCCCUAUGAGCCAGAGGAGAGGGGCUCCGACUACGUUCGUCUGGCUUCCAUCGCUGCAGAGUCUGAGGUAACGACAGUGAACCGCUGCCUGGAUGCCGCCAAGGCGUGCAACAUAGAUGAGACGUGUCAAAAGCUGCGCACCGAGUACGUCUCAGCCUGCAUCCAGCCGUCGGCCCGCUCGGGGCCAUGUAACCGACCAAAGUGCAACAAGGCGCUCAGGAAGUUCUUUGACCGCGUUCCCCCCGACUACACCCAUGAGUUGCUGUUCUGUCCCUGCACCGACACUGCCUGCGCCGAGCGCCGCAGGCAAACCAUUGUGCCGUCCUGCUCGUACGAAGAAAAGGACAAGCCCAACUGCCUGGCUCAGCUGCGAGACUGCAAACAAGACUACGUGUGCAGGUCCCGCUGGGCUCAGUUCCAGUAUGACUGUGAAGCGUCCGAGCACAGCGCCAGUGGCUGCAAGAGGGAGAAUCAUGGAUCAUGUCUACUCGCGUACACCGGCUUGAUAGGAAGCACGAUAACUCCCAACUACCUUGACAACUCCACUUCCAACGUGGGACCCUGGUGCUCCUGUGCAGCAAGUGGCAACCACAGGGAGCAAUGCAAUGACUUCUUGGCCUUUUUCCAUGACAACGUUUGUCUGAAAAACGCCAUCUUAGCAUUCGGGAACGGAUCUGACGUGAAAACAGGUGCCAGUCAGCCUGGGAUGUCAAGUCCGGCGACGGACAGCCACAGUCCACACUUGGCAACCACCACCCCGGGCGUCUCCAUGGAAACAGAGCAGAACGUUCUGCGAGCACAGAUACCUACUCAGGUAAAUGGGAAUGACAGAUUGUGGGGCGACGAGGGAGACUCCACUCUUCCCUCUCCGGGCCUUUUGGAUCACGGCCCUGAGCCCGUCCAUCUCUCCAUGCUGCUCAUCCUGGGCUGGCCCAUCCUGGUGCUGCUCUCCCAGCCGUAGGAGGCGUCCCUUUAAUGACCUUUAUGGACUGCGCUGUUCAGAGUCGACAGGGAGGAGGAUUGGGGUGCGAGAGAGAAACGGCCAUUCCCGAGUGUCCAAUGACGGUGUGGGGGAAGAAGAGCGAGCUCUGUCCUGCCCCACUCCCCUCUCCCUGUCACACACCAGAAUCCCACCUAAUCUUUUUGUGAAUCAUGACUCAGAGUCGACGUGUUGUGGAGGAUGCGUCAUGGACAGGACCACAGGAGAGGGUGUCGCCACUGCACCACAGAGUUGGGGAAAAAAGAAGGUUUUACGCAUCAUUCCCUGCUGCACACCAGCCCAACUUUUACG